AUGUUUCAAGGACAGCGGGGUUGGUUCUGCCGCAGCGUCAGCCAGGACCUGAGGCAAUUCUGGGUGGCCGAAGGGGGGACGAUCAGUGACGUGAGGGCUGCUGACUUCUUGUUCAGCUGUGAUGCUUCCCACCCAGACACGCUGAGAAUAUAUCAGAGCCUCGAUUACACAGAUGAUAAUGCUACAGUUUUUCAUGCCUACUAUCUCUCUGCAGUAGCUAAUGCUGAAGCUAAAAAUUCGGUGGCUUUAGGUCAUUUCCUGCUUCCUCCUGCAUGCCUACAAGAAGAAAUAAGAAGAAAAAUUGGUAGCUUUAUUUGGGAACAAGACCAACAUUUUCUGACAGAAAAGCAUGAUGAAGUAACAACAAAUGAAAUAAAUGCCCAUAAGGAAAGCAGUGAACUAGCCACAGUUCACAAAAGGGAAUUAUCCAAAAGCACAAGAAAGGAUUUUAUAAGGACUCCAAUUGUAGAAAAGCAGAUGUACUUCCCUCUUCAGAAUUAUCCAGUGAACAACAUGGUAACAGACUAUAUAUCUAUUGAUGCCAUGAAGAAAUUCCUUGGGGAGCUACAUGACUUUAUUCCUGGAAGUUCAGGAUAUUUGGCAUACCAUGUUCAAAAUGAAAUUAAUUUGUCUUCUAUAAAAAAUAAGUUGAAGAGGAAAUGUUAA
This is a messenger RNA of Phyllostomus hastatus (greater spear-nosed bat), 666 nucleotides long. It is a transcript of the gene TERB2, whose product is annotated as telomere repeat binding bouquet formation protein 2. The transcript is spliced from 7 exons. Gene Ontology annotation, cellular component: nuclear inner membrane. Gene Ontology annotation, biological process: meiotic attachment of telomere to nuclear envelope; homologous chromosome pairing at meiosis. The record is from RefSeq and is a predicted model, not a curated record. Bases 1 to 666 code for a protein of 221 amino acids. NCBI's taxonomy places the organism in Eukaryota, Metazoa, Chordata, Mammalia, Chiroptera, Phyllostomidae.